CUCGGUCUCACUCUCCCAGGCUGCCGGGCCAGAGCGGUUUGUAGACUUCCGGUUGCCUAGCCCUAGAAUUCUGAGGCUCCCUCCGGAUGAGAAUUGAGCUGUCCGUACUGCCAGGAAACUCGGGGUUACAGCACCGAGGGGGUCCAUGGCUCGAGAUAUAAGUCCUGAUCUUCGAACUAAAUAGAAAGUUCCAAGAAGGAAUGAAGGAUGAAGCUCUACAUAUAGUAGCUGCUCAAUAAACCUUUACCAACGAUUAAAAGGAAUUCCAUGAAGGCACCACUAGCUGAAAUAAUGGUGUUUGAUUUCACGGAGUAAAUUCUUAUUGAGAAGAAACCUACAGAUAUCCAAAAAUGAUUGAGAUUGAACAGGCAGAGGCCCAGCUCUCUGAGUUAGACCUGCUAGCCAGUAUGUUCCCCGGUGUGAAUGAGCUCAUAGUGAAUGACCAGCUGGCUUUAGCAGAACUAAAAGAUUGUAUUGAAAAGAGGACAAUGGAAGGACGAUCUUCAAAAGUUUACUUUACUAUCACUAUGAACCUGGACAUAUCUGAGGAAGCAAUGGUGAUGUUUUCUCUGGCCUGUGUUCUUCCCUUUAAAUACCCUGCAGUUCUGCCUGAAAUUACUGUCAGAUCAGUAUUAUUAAGUAGAUCCCAGCAGGCUCAGCUGAAUACAGAUCUGACCACAUACCUACAAAAGAAUUGUCUCGGAGAUGUCUGUAUAUUGAAUGCCACAGAGUGGGUUAGAGAACACGCUUCUGGCUAUGUCAGCAAAGACACCACACCUUCCCCUGCUCCAGGAAGUACAGUCCAGCCAGUUGACCUCAUUCUCACAAGACUCUGGAUCUACAGCCAUCACAUCUACAACAAAUGCAAAAGAAAGAACAUUCUAGAGUGGGCAAAGGAGCUUUCCCUAUCUGGGUUUAGCAUGCCUGGGAAACCUGGUGUUGUUUGUGUGGAAGGCCCACAAAGUGCCUGUGAAGAAUUCUGGUCAAGACUCAGAAAAUUAAACUGGAAGAGAAUUUUAAUUCGCCAUCGAGAAGACAUUGCUUUUGAUGGUACAACUGAGGAAAUGGAAAGACAAAGAAAAUUUUCAGCUUUUGAAGAGAAAGUAUUCAGUGUUAAUGGAGCCAGAGGAAACCACAUGGACUUUGGUCAACUGUAUCAGUUUUUAAAUGGCAAAGGAUGUGGGGAUGUUUUCCAGAUGUUCUUUGGUGUGGAAGGACAAUGAGCAGAGGAGUAGUUGAAAGUGUUUUGCUGCUGUUGGUCUUUUGACUUUCUCCCCAACUCUUUCUUGAAAGAUUAAGUAAUUUCACUUUAGUCCCAUUCUAAAAUGUUAAGGGGGAAAAAGAGGAAAAGUAGUAUAGCUGAAAUGCAUCUGUUAAAGAUAUUCAUGAUUGAAUGCAGAACUGAGUUUUAUAAUCUUAAAAUUGUUGAUAGACAUGUCUUGACAUAUAAACUACCUAUUUUGAGAGAGAAGUUAAUUAUAUUUGAGGACGAUAGUGUUGGUGAUAACUUGCCACUUAUUUCCAAUCCCCUUCCCCUUUAUCUGCCUCCACUAAGAACCUGGGAAAGUUUAAUGCUCACUCUCUCCAGGCUCUCUUGCAGCUGGGGGUGGGGGCCAGGGAACCUUUGGGGAAACUUUUGCUUCCCUGAUUAAAAUGAUAGAUGCAGCUAGGGCA
Molecule: messenger RNA, 1674 nt
Organism: Balaenoptera acutorostrata (minke whale)
Lineage: Eukaryota; Metazoa; Chordata; Mammalia; Artiodactyla; Balaenopteridae
Gene: RWDD2B
Product: RWD domain containing 2B
Exons: 6
Coding region: 351-1223 (290 amino acids)
Molecular function (GO): protein binding
Source: RefSeq, a predicted model, not a curated record